Manihot esculenta (cassava) is the source of this 833-nucleotide messenger RNA. Its product is annotated as putative invertase inhibitor. NCBI's taxonomy places the organism in Eukaryota, Viridiplantae, Streptophyta, Magnoliopsida, Malpighiales, Euphorbiaceae. The transcript has a single exon. Gene Ontology annotation, molecular function: enzyme inhibitor activity. The coding region runs from base 117 to 656 and encodes 179 amino acids. The record is from RefSeq and is a predicted model, not a curated record.
CUCCAGCAUAUCCUUUUCUCUUAUCACAUUCGUUAUCUGCCAAUAAAAAAGCACUCCACCUUCGUUAUAAAAAUUAAAUUACUCUGUCUCAAACAACCACAGCUGAAGAAAACAAUAUGAAACCUAACUUCUCUUAUUUUUAUCUCCUACUUAUCUUCAUCACCUUCCUCGCCAUCACUGCAACCAAUCUCAUCAUCCAAGAAACUUGCAGGAAAUGUGCCCAUAACGAUCCCAACAUUCACUACAGCUUCUGUGUAGCUUCUCUUCAAUCAUCUCCUGAUGCCCACUGCGCUAAUAAUCUUCGCCAACUUGGCAUCAUCUCCCUCAAGUUAACUCGCCUCAACGUGACUGACACCAGGCACAACAUUAAGGAUCUCUUGAAGAACAAAAGAUUGGAUUCCAGCCUCAGGUCUUGCUUAAAUGAUUGCUUUGAUCUUUAUUCAGAUGCCAUCCCCACUAUAAAACAAGCCAUCAAAGAUUACAACUCUAAUCACUAUGAAGAUGUUAAUAUUGCAGUCAGUGCAGUUACUGAUGCCUCCACUACUUGUGAAGAUGGGUUCAAAGAAAUUGGUAUAGUUUCACCAUUAACAGGGAGGAAUAACAAUACGUUUGAGUUGUCUGCCAUAGCGCUUUCGAUCAUCAAUAUGCUCCAUUGAUAUUUCCUGUUUUGUUCUGCAAGGUUAAUGGUUAACUAAGUUCAUUACAGACUUGUUAUUAACUCCAUUAUAAUAAAAACAUGUAAGUUAAUGUUCUGAAGCAAAAUUUGGUGAAAAAAAAAUGGAUAUAUAGUUGCUAUUUCUAUCUCGUGAAGUCGUCGUUCAAAAUCACAGAAA